Messenger RNA from Mycena citricolor, 6167 nucleotides. Lineage: Eukaryota; Fungi; Basidiomycota; Agaricomycetes; Agaricales; Mycenaceae. The record is from the annotation of a GenBank genome assembly.
AUGGCUAAGAAGAAGAAUAAGAAUGUGAGUAGCUUUGUAACCUUUUGUGACCUUCAACCAACUUCUGUUGAGGUUCUUCGUCCAUGGUGCUGGUACUGCGAAAGAGAGUUCGAAGAUGAGAAAGUUCUUAUGCAGCAUCAGAAGGCGAAGCACUUCAAGUGCGGUAUGUGUCCCCGACGCUUGAACACUGCUGGGGGCUUGGCGGUCCAUAUCCAACAGGUCCAUAAGCUGGAACCAGAAAACCUCCCUCGCAUCGAAAACGCUCUUCCAAACCGAGACGGAUAUGAAAUUGAAAUCUUCGGGAUGGAGGGCAUUCCUGCCCCAGAUGUUGCAGACUAUAAGCGUCGCAAGGAGAUCGAGUUGGGUCUGACGGCGGGCAGCAUUAGUGCUCCCCAGGCCAAGAAACCCAAAAUCGAGAAUAAGCCUAUUCCGGAGGACGAGUUGCAGAACCUGCUGGAGCAACACAAGAGGUUGAUGGGAGGCUCCGCAGAGGCAUCCUCCUCGUCUGUUCCCGCUCCAGCGGUAUACGGUGCUGGCCCACAGACGUAUGCACAGCCCCCGAUGCCGAUGCCCAUGGGACCGCCGGGCAUGCCUCCGUUUCCUGGGUUCCCAGGUCCUCCUCCACCGGGCAUGCCGCCAUUCCCUCCUGGUGGGUUCCCACCUCCUGGCAUGAUGCCGCCGCCGUUUGGAGGAAUGCCGCCGCCUGGCGCGAUGCAUCCCCCCGGUGUCAUGGCACCUCCUGGAGUGAUGCCUCCUCCAGGUGCAAUGCUACCGCCAGGCAUGAUUCCACAGCCAGGUGGCAUGCCCCCACCCGGUGCCAUACUGCCUCCAGGCAUGAUGCCACCACCGGGCUUCCAACCAGGUCUAAUGCCACCUGGGCCGGGAAUGACUCCGCCGGGAAUGAUGCCACCGUCUUUUACCCCAACUCCGCCGCGUCCUGUGCCUUCGUUUGUUCCCGCUGCCACAGCACAAGGCGGCGCUCAGCCCGUUGACGUUCCAGCAUCCAAUCCGCAACCGACUGGACCGACACUGCCCCACCCUGAGAGAAGGCAGACCAACCCUCCUGCGAAGAAGGACAUGGUCCUGAUUGGCAACGAGGACGAGCAUGGGGUGGGAGGUGAUCCCAAUUUCUCAGUAGCAAGAAGCGAUGGCACUGCAGAAAGACGCGGACGGUUUCUACAAUCCGAGUUGAGUUCUAUGCGCGUCUUGGCACGUUGCAAUGGACUCACGAAGGAUUGCGCUCUUUCAGCGGAGCCCGCUGGUGGGCCCGUUCCGAAGGAGGAUGACAAGGCCCGGGAAUCUGCACCCAACGAUCUGAUCAAGUCUACCUUCGAAGUCACUGUCACACUCGCAGACCAGCAAGGAGACCCGAAUUCGCCUCUUUUCAGUGUGAAAACAUUCGAGGAGCUUGGAUUACAUCAAGAUCUCUUGAAAGGGAUCUACGAUAUGGGAUUCUCAAAGCCUUCGAAGAUCCAAGAGCGAGCUUUGCCGCUGCUACUAGCUAAUCCGCCGACGAACAUGAUCGGACAGUCCCAAUCUGGCACGGGUAAAACGGCGGCAUUUGUGUUGACGAUGCUCAGCCGAGUGGAUUUUGCGAAGAAGAUACCUCAGGCGCUCUGCUUGGCCCCGUCGCGUGAAUUAGCGCGGCAGAUCAUGACUGUCGUAAAUGCGAUGGGCAAGUUCACUGCUGUGCAAACAGAAUACGCUAUCAAAGACAAUCUCGCGCGCGAUUCUGGAGCUAUUACGGCUCAAAUAAUCGUUGGUACACCAGGGACGAUGUACGACUUGAUCAGGAAGCGUAUCAUUGACAUCUCGCAAGUCAAGGUGUUUGUUCUCGACGAGGCAGACAAUAUGCUGGAUCAGGAUGGACUGGGCGACCAAACUUUGCGUGUCAAGAACCUGCUCCCUCGCGACCACCCGGUUCAAAUCAUCCUUUUUUCCGCCACUUUCCCCGACAACGUGCGCAACUUCGCUUCCAAGUUUGCGCCGAACUCGAACAAGAUCGAACUGCGCCGGGAAGAGUUGAGCGUAUCGAAUAUUCGGCAGUUCUACAUGGAUUGUAAAGAUGAAGGUCACAAAUACGACAUUCUGGUCCAACUGUACAACCUCCUCACAGUUGGCCAAAGUAUCAUCUUCUGCCAGCAUAAAGCCACUGCGGACAAGAUCUCUGUGCGCAUGACUUCGGAAGGACACAAGGUCGCUUCCUUGCACGGCGCCAAGGAUCCUGCGGAGCGGGACCACAUCAUCGAUAGCUUCCGAGAGGGAAAGGAGAAGGUCCUUAUCACCACAAACGUCAUCGCUCGCGGGAUUGAUAUCCUGCAAGUAAACAUGGUCGUCAACUACGAUCUUCCCCUUUUGUAUGAGCGCAACUCGGGCGGGGGCGGACCGGGCGGGAACCAGGACCGACCGGAUAUCGAGACGUACAUCCAUCGGAUCGGUCGCACAGGACGCUUUGGCCGCAAGGGCAUCUCGAUCAACUUCGUACACAACAAGGUGACCUGGGAGCAGAUGGUUGCAAUCGAGGAGGCUACCGGCCAAAGUAUCAUGCGAAUCAAAACUGAUGAUGUAGAUGAAAUGGAGAAGGCUCGUGUCUUUGCUUCUCUUGACCAUUCUCGUCUUACAUCCGACCCAGACUAUGAAAGCAGCGAUGAAGGCUUAGAGAACAAGCAAGAUCAACAGGGAGCGGGGCGGGUAGGCCUCAAGUCAAGGCUGGCAGAUGGUGUAUCGGUCCUGAACAUCCCGCGUCUUUUGACAAGACCCAUGUCCCAUUCCUCAGUGUACGGGGACCCUUUCUCUUCGGCGGCCUCUGUCACAUCGCUUCCGGCUUACUCAGCCCAUGAACGCCCUCGCACCGCCGGCUCCGUGAGACCGCCCACCGAACACGUCUUGGAUCUCAAGGACAGGAAGAAGAAACCGUGGGCGACGUUGAAGCUUCAGAGCAGCGCGCGCAGCUCGAGUGCCUUGCCGACCUAUCUCGAGGGAGAGAAGAUAACAGGAUCUGUCACUCUGGGUCUGUCCAGCAGUGAAAACAUUCUCGGUGUCAGCAUCCUGAUCCGGGGUCAGAUUGUCACUGGGCCGAAUGAGCAGGACCGGGUGUGCUUCCUGGACUUGACGACUCCGCUCUGGAUCAAGGGCGGUUCGACUCCGCGGAGGGAAAACGUCCAGACGCCUACACUUCCCGGCGGGAAACUGAACGGAGACUACCACUGGCCAUUCUCGAUAUCUUUGCCAAAGGAGGUCACACUUCCAGAUCCGCAGGCCAAGCACGGGUCGCCAAAGACGUACCACUUACCCCAGACGUUCUUGGAGCGGAGCUCACGAGCGAGUGUAUUCUACGAACUUUUUGUUCAUCUUGCACGCAGCACGUUUCGUGGGGAUGACAAACUGCAGACCAUGUUUGUGUAUGUUCCCGCAAUACGGCCGUCCCCACCGUCUCGUCUUCGACAGCUAGCCUACCGCCAGAAUGGCCCCUUGCCCGGGCCCGAUCUGGAUCCUGACGGAUGGUAUACCCUUCCGUUGGCAACAGUCGCUGGUACGAUAUUUGGAGCUCGCAAGGUCGAUAUGCAGUGUUCGCUCUCCCUGGCUAAUCCUUUGUCAUAUACACGAGGCAGCGUCAUCCCUUGCUCUGUCACUUUCUUCUGCGACGAUCCUCAGGCGAUGAAUCUUCUCUGCACUCCGGCCGUGAUGAAUGUCUAUCUGCAUCGGCGGUUCAAGUACAUGAAGGCCCCGGCUGUUGCCGAGUACACGACACGAGAGGCUUCGUCGGACUCUUCCGUGCUUGAGGUCAGUCGCGCUGUUUGGUGGCCCGUGGGAGAUGCACAUGCAGGGACGUGUCGGCUGGACGGAGAGAUCCACUUACCAAAGACGUUGAAGCCGUCGUCCAGCAUAUCACAUUUCAACCUCGAGUACCAUGUGGUUAUGCUACCAUUCAAAGCGCCAGGAUUCGUACACAAUCAAAUGAAAACGACACUACCAGUGCGGCAGAAGGUGGAAAUUGCCACCAUCUUUGCCAAAGGACCUAAACCGAGGGUCCACACGCCUCCGAGCUACGAGCCGGAGGUCACUAACCAUUCUUUCACGGCUCCCGAAUACGGGUGGUUCUGAUCUGCAGUCAUCCUUAUGUACCCACCCAUCUACAUAUUAGCACUUAUAUUUCGGCGCACGUCUUGCUUAAUGUAAUCACUGCUGUACUCGACAUUUCUAUGCUUCCCUAUGCCUCCCUGUGUAUUCUAUCAUCUGACAACAGACUCAAUACCACAGAGAGGCGACGCGAAGUGAAAGUCAGGCCGGGCCUGCCGCCAGGUCGGGCCUCUUCAGCUGAGCCCCUUCUGUCUGAAUCCUGCAUUUGACAUCGCCUUCAAGUGCGCCAGACAGUGGACAUCUCGUCCAUGGGAACGUUGAAGUAAUUGUCCCGGGUAGGCUCUUGCUGCAUCGAGGCCGCGUGGGAAACGGGAGCGUAGACUCGGGGGCGUUCUGAGUUGGCUGCGAACAUCGUAGUCACCUCGAUGUCGACCUUGAGCAGGGGGACGACGGAGUCUGCUGAAGGAACGAAGGUCGUCGCCUUAAACGGGAGAACCUCGACAGAGUACUGAGCAUCGGUUAGGCUAUCCGGGACGUCGGUUUCAACGUUGCCGGGAGGUAGAUCUCCCCACUGAGACGUCGAGAAGGCAUGUGGGUCUCUGGAUUCGGCGAGGUUGGCCACCACGUCGCUACGGCCAUAUUCUCGGCAGGAUCAGCAGACAAAUCGGCAUUGGCGUCGAACAUCCCGGUUCGCUUCGACGCGGAGACUAUAGGCUUGAGACGUCGUCGAAGGUAGACCGAGAGAGACUGCGGAGAUGCGAACAGGUCCAGAGCUUGAGCGUCGGUGGACGCCAACGUCAUUAGGCAGGGCAGUGGCGACCCUCGUGUGUAAGAUAACUGCUAAUCAGUCCCGGGGAAGGGGGUUGUUUGUUUGCAGCACUCACUGGUUUAGCCAAAGCAAGCUGAACGUGAUAAUCUCGACCGGGCGCUUGUUGAAUAUGGUCCCCUUCACAUGGAGCGCGGGAAACUGUUUCCAGCCUGCUGUGUCGAUUUCCGGUCCAAUCAGAGGAGUAUUUUGUUGGUACGCGAGCCGGCGUAAUGCAGAAGGAGGGGAAGGUCGCGUCCCCGGGACGUAGGCGAAUUCGGUUUGUAUGCUAGGCACUGAUGAGACCGCGUGUUCCCAUCUCUUCCGGCACACACCCACCGUGAAUUCGUGCGAAAUCGACCUCGUAUUAGUUCGACCACAAGAAGAUAUUGUAUGCUGGUUGGAAACCGUCGUUCGCGGAAUGUGUGGGGCAGCGGAAAGCUUGCGCCGGUGAAAUAUGGUGUCGUGGGGAUCGUAACAGCCUUCGGCAUGUUGAUCGAAAAGUUCCAUUCGUGGUGCCCGCUUAGUUUCCCGGAGAAUCGGCCGCCCGGAUUGCGCGGGUCCCCGUCGGCUUUCGUCCAAAGUGUUGUUGAUACCUCGAGGAAGGGGAACGUGUCCUUGUCGGUCGGACCGGGGAUGAUUUGACCCUUCACCUGCAGACCCGUGGUUAAAACAAGGUUACUCCGCGCGCCGGGAUGAUGAGAAUCUUCGAGAUGAUUGGAUGGGAGGUUGCAUCGCAACGUUGGUCGCCCAGAAAACAACGUGGGGCAGGCAAAAUAACCGAGGAUAGAACCAAUCCGGACUGACUGACUCACGUAUGCGUUGAUGGCGACGAUGCUCUCGGGCUGCGUCAAGUUGAACGUCAACCGCCCCCCAAUCCUGUCCCCCUCGAGAAAGAUAGGAAGUUGCGUCGCAGACUGGGACCGGCUGAUCAGCUUGAGAGUCGCCCAAGGCGGUUUGACGCUCCGCGGUGGAAGGUGGAAGUAGUGCUCUGUCUGGACGCGGAGGGCGACGGAUGAGGCGUAGCGGCUAUAAUUAGGCGGGAGGGCGCCAGCGACCCGCGGCAUCCCCUCGUUGUACGACGGCGGCGUGGUCGGAUCCAUAGCAUUGAGGGUGAGGGCGACGCGCUCGACGAAGCCGUCCAUGGGCCGACCGGGGUGCAAUGGUCAGAGAGCACGGGGGAUCCGAACGAAGCAUACAAGAGGGUAGCUGGCAAAGAUGGGGACUCGUAUGGUCCCCAUCGUAUUAUUAGACAAGCCUGGUGAGGAGGGCACACCGUGCC